This is a messenger RNA of Mugil cephalus (flathead mullet), 3151 nucleotides long. RefSeq names its product StAR-related lipid transfer (START) domain containing 3 (gene stard3). Gene Ontology annotation, molecular function: cholesterol binding; cholesterol transfer activity. The record is from RefSeq and is a predicted model, not a curated record. The transcript has 15 exons. Gene Ontology annotation, cellular component: late endosome. Bases 190 to 1578 code for a protein of 462 amino acids. Lineage: Eukaryota; Metazoa; Chordata; Actinopteri; Mugiliformes; Mugilidae.
CCGACACAGACCUUCAAAAUAAAACCGUCCCUGCGUUGAAGAGCUGGUCAUGUGACCGUGCGCGUAUUGUAAGGAAGCAGGGAAUCAUCUUGCCACUACGCUUCUUCUUUGAAAGGUCAGCCCGGAAGACUUGCUAGUAGGCGAUGAUGUUGCGGUAAUUCAAGGGGAGUUUCCUGUCUCACAGCGGGAAUGUCGGGUGGAGAUUACGGGGAGCUCGGGGGCAGCCUCCAUGCCAUCUCCUCCCUGAACGCUUCCUACUCUACGUCGCUGUCCAUCCCUUCGCCAUACAUGCUGGUGCCUCCGGCAGAGCGUAAGGUCAUCUCGGACGUCCGCCGCACCUUCUGUCUCUUCGUGACGUUCGACCUCCUCUUUGUGGCCCUUCUCUGGAUUAUUGAGCUGAAUGUGAGGAUCUCCAGCACAAUCUGGGAGAGCCUAGAAAAGGAGGUCGUCCACUAUGCCUUCAGAUCUUCCUUCUUUGACAUUGUUCUUCUUGCCCUGUUUCGUUUCCUGUUUCUACAAUUGGGUUACGCUGCUUUUCGGUUGAAGCAUUGGUGGGUGAUCGCGGUUACCACCCUGGUGACCAGCGUCUUCCUCGUCGUGAAGGUCAUCCUGGCUAAUGAACUCCUGGCCCAGAAUGCCUUUGGCUAUGUUUUACCCAUCAGCUCGUUUGUGUUGGCGUGGUUGGAGACAUGGUUCCUCGACUUCAAGGUCCUCAUUCAGGAGGCCGACGACGAGAGAGCGUACCUAGCAGCGGUGAACGCAGCCUGUGAACGAGCCCCCAUGAUCCACCCCCGCGCCGUUUCAGACGGACAGUUCUACUCUCCCCCCGAAUCUGUGGCUGAUUCAGGCUCUGAGGAGGAUCUGGAUGAGGAGGGGCUUGGGCGCAAAGCUGUCACUGCUCAGGAGAAGGAGUUUGUCAGACAGGGUCGAGAGGCCAUGUCUGUGGUAGAGCAGAUCCUAGCACAGGAGGAGAACUGGAAGUUUGAAAAACAUAAUGACAUGGGGGACUCUGUCUACACUCUGGAAAUUCCUUUCCAUGGAAAAACUUUCAUUCUUAAGGCCUUGAUGCAGUGUCCCGCUGAGCUCGUUUAUCAGGAAGUGAUCCUUCAACCGGAGAAGAUGGUUCAGUGGAACAAAACAGUUUCUGUCUGCCAGAUCCUUCAGAGGGUUGACGACAACACCAUGGUAUCAUAUGAUGUCUCUUCUGGUGCAGCCGGGGGGGUGGUGUCAGCGAGGGACUUUGUCAAUGUCCGGCGGGUGGAGCGCAAACGAGACUGUUACAUGUCUGCUGGCAUGGCAACCAACCAUGACGCCAAACCUCCAUGCGGUCGCUACGUCAGGGGAGAAAAUGGUCCAGGAGGAUUUGUGGUCCUCAAAUCCAGCAGUAACCCGUCUGUCUGCACCUUCAUCUGGGUCCUCAACACAGACUUGAAGGGCCGUCUGCCGCGCUACCUCAUCCACCAGAGCCUGGCGGCCACCAUGUUUGAGUUCAUGUCCCAUUUACGCCAACGCAUCGCCGACCUGCGGCCCUCUCACCGCUCCCACCACCACCACCACCACCAACACCACCACACCUAGACGUGGAGGGAUGGCCCGCAGUGGUGUCGCUCGGUUGUGGCGGAAGUGUCACUACUGGUUUUUAAAAAAAGUGAACCCCAGAAACAGAUGUAGCAGCGCCCCCAGUGACGCUUCUAAGCUCAGUGGAUCUGCUACCGUAACUGAAAAGAUAGCACUUCUAGGACAUGUGAGACGUUUACUACAUUUCCGACACAUGAAACAGGAAAGAAAUGCAGUUAUCAAAGACAAUAUUCCACCUUAGCAAUGUUUUUUUUUUUUUUUUUGAAGAUCAUCUUGCAUUUUUUUGUCUCUUGCCAUGCAAUGGAUCCUGAGUUGGAGUAGACUUUAGUUGGAUGGACACGGAAGUGAUUUCUCACUGUUGGCGUCUCACUGGCUUAUUACAAAAGCUUGACUGAAGAAAACUCUCUCUGAGCCUUAUCUCCAUGCACAAAUAGCUCGUGGUUUAUUUGCUGCUUUCCUUAAGAUGUUUUUUCAUCUCUUUUCAUACCGCCAUCGGAAAUGGUUUUCUCACAGGCAGUGCACUUCCGGGCCAUAUUUACCACACUUGAAUGGGUAAAAGCUAUUUUAACACAGUUUGUUCUCCUUUUCUACACUGUGAAAAGAUACUCUGCUGUCUGGUCACCACUAGAGGGCGACACCACUGCUCCACUCAGUGAAAGCCUCCUGGUUUUGAUUGCAGAAAUCUGUCAGCCAACAUUUAAUCAAGUAUUACUGUAGGGGUUUAAAUACUGAUUUCAUGUUGGGGUCAGUGAAACCACAGGUCAGAUCAGGAGACUGUUGGAGUCAGCGAAGACACUUGAAGAUGUUGAAGUUCAUAAAUUAGGAUACUGUAUACUUAUUAAAGCUGUCAUUGUGCCAAUAACCUCAAGUGGCCUUGUGGUAAAACAGCUGAACUCAUUAUUUGUCAUCAGAACUUUUUACUGUGUCGAUGUGACUAUUACUGACUCCAGUAAUGGCCUCCCCUCGGGCCAUGAGAUGUGGCACUGAGCAACUUUUCGCCAUUAAUUCCUGCACUACACUGUUUUAACCAUGAAACGUACCAUCUGGACAAAGUUUUGUUUCAAACUCUUCAACUCAGUGUUGUGACGUACCUCAAAACAAAUAUCACGGUGCAUCAUUGAAUCUGUUAAGUGAUGGAGAGAGUUGAUCUUCCCUGUGCUCUUCAGCUCUUAAGCACGAAACGGCUCGAUUCAGUUCAGCUCCUUUUAAAGGACCAUAUUCAGGGGUGUAUUUGUGGAAGCUGUAAUCACAGUCUGACAUUAUUAUGGAUUUUAGCUUCUUACUGUACAGAAGGAAUGUCAACUGAUAAUACCGCUAUCAAUAAUCUGGUGCCUUUAUCACACUAACAUUACAUGUCUGCCUUUUCUUUUCCUCUGCAUUUGUUUCUUGAUGUUAAAUCAAUGCUUAACACCUUCUACAGAGGUGUACUAUAUACAAAUGAAGUCACUGUUUUCUUGAAUGGUUUUUGUCUGUAAAUGCUUCACCAAACUUGUUAAUUUAAAGCCAUCACUGACCAACAGUUUUUACUGAGUCUUAACCAGUGUCUUAUGUCUAAUAAAAUAUAUCAACUCAA